AGCCCCGGGGAGCCCGCUCCGCAUGCCACAACCUACCCGUAAGCGGCCGGGGAUGGUGCUUCAUCGGGCCAUCCGGGCUGCGCGAGCGGGGGACCUCGCGGCCCUCAGGGAGCUGGCAUCUUCCGGUCGCUUCUCACCUGUGAUCGCUGACGCUCAAGGUGCAGGCCCGGUGCACCACGCGGCGAGGUGCGGACGCCUGGAGUGCCUGCGGUUCCUGGUGAGCGAGCUGGGGCUGGCGGCCGACGCCCGGGCCUCGAACAGGGCCACGCCAGCGCACGACGCAGCAGCCACGGGCCACAUCCGGGAGCUGCAAUGGCUGGUGGACUUUGGAGGCUGCAACGUUGAGGACAGGGAUGCUGCCGGUGCCGCUGCCCUCCACCUCGCGGCCCGGUUCGGUUGUGCGGAGGUCAUCAAGUGGCUGCUCUCUGUUGGAGGAUUGGCGGAGGUGGAGACGAACUGUGGGGCUGUGCCGGCUCACUACGCCGCAGCCAACGGGGACCUCACCUGCUUAAAGCUACUCGUUCAACAGGCACCCGGCUGUGUGGACCGCCAGACGCUCACCGGCGCCACCCCGCUCUAUCUGGCCUGCCAGGAGGGGCACCUGGACGUCGCGGAGCACCUCGUGAAUGACUGCGGAGCCGACGUCCACCUGAGGGCCCACGAUGGCAUGACCUGCCUGCAUGCGGCUGCUCACAUUGGCCACCAAGCUGUUGUGGUGUGGCUGGUGACGUGCACUGACGUCAGCCUGUCCUGCCAGGACAGAGAUGGAGCCACUGCUCUGCACUUUGCUGCCAGCAGAGGGCACUAUUGCAUCUUGGAGAGGCUGCUUCACUUGGGUUCAAAGGUCAUCAAGGAUCACUGGGGGGGGACCCCACUUCAUGAUGCUGCAGAGAAUGGAGAGCUGGAGUGCUGUAAAAUCCUGUUGGCCAACCAAGCGAACCCUUCAGAUCAUGACAUUGAUGGGUUCACGGCAGCAGACCUGGCGGAGUACAACGGACACCAUGAAUGUGCCAGAUACCUCUGUGCCAUUGAGAGAAAUACAGCCUGCCCAGAUAAGCCCAUCGAGGUGACCUUUCCGGUGCAGAAGGAGGAGGAGGUGAAGGUGAAGCCGGCUGUGUUGUCGCAGUGCAGCAGGGAGGACUACUACGGCUGCCUGAGUGACACAUGCAGGGACAGUUACAGCAGUGACACACCCAUGGAUAGUUUAAAGCAGCCUGAGAGCGAGGAGGCCCCGCAGGCGAGAUACCCUCAGCCCCCUCCUGCACCUCCUUUACCCUCCGCUUUGUCCACACCGGAGAAAACCGCUGUCAGCAGAAUAGGGCAGGUUCAAUUCACGACAUCAUUUCUUAAAGGUUUCAAUCAGCCCAAGGCCGCUGGGAGUGAGAUAAUCGCCGCUCCCAAUAAGACGAUGCUGCCUGGUGCAAACCUCCUAGCUGGAAGAAAACUCAUCGGCGACAUGAACUCCAUUAAAUCCUUGAAACAAUCAGGGAUGUCAGGAGUCUUCACCGGACAAGCGAACAAGAUGGUGGUCCUGCCCACUGAGGAGGCCAACCUGUCGGACAUCGACUACCUGGUGCCCACCCAUGACGAGCGAGGCCGUCCCAUCGCCGAGUGGAAGAGGCAAGUCAUGGUGAGACAGCUGCAGGCCCGGCUGCUGGAUGAGGAGGACCAGAGGAGGAAGGAAAAUGGGAACAGAUAUGCCAAAGUCAGCUGGAGGUUCUCCCAAGCCCACAACGCCAUCCUGGGGCCCUCUGGUGAGCUGCUGACGGAGGAUGACCUCAUCUAUGUGGAGCAGCAGAUCGCCAACGUCUCCAUGCAAAGGAACUGUGAAGGCUACGAGCUGGAGCUCGCCCGUCUGGCCGAGGAGCUCAGGCACAUCCUGCCAGCCCCCAUAGUGAACAUCACCGCCAACACGCAGUUCAGAAACCUCUCGAGUCAAGUUCCCCUUCCUGUGUGGUGCGGACGCAUCUCGGGCAUCGUGAAGAGCAUGUCUCUGCUCAUGACCAACCUGACGGACCAGCCCCACUGCAAGAUGCCCAACACCGACCUGAUCACCGUGUUCUCUCAGACGCCGGACCGGCAGAACUCCACCAGGGGACGCAGGGAGAGGAUAGAGGAUGAGAUCCACCACUUUGGGGUGUCCGUGCGGACGCUGAAGUCCAAUUUUGAGACGCAGAACUCACCUUUGUCAGAUGAGCCGCAGGAGGUGGGUAGUGCUCUCGCGCAGCUCGAGGCCACGGAGUCAGACGAAGAGCCCAAAGUGUUGACUCUGGCCCCGGAAACUGACCAGAACAACGACUCCGGCAUUGACUACGAUGAAAACGUCGCGGACGUUCGAGAGACCACCAGCCUCAGGAAGGAGCGUAUAGUCGUGCUGUUCUUGGGCCACUGGAAGAAAUCGGCCUACACCGUGUCGCUGAAGAGCAAGGAUGCAGCAGAGAGGAAGAUGAGCAGCGGAAGCCCGGGGACGGGCGACAAGUGCGGGUUGGGUCGCAGGAGUAGCGCAGAGAGCGCCCAGUCGAAGAUGAUGAACAGCUCUCUGGGACACUUCUUCAAGCAGAGGAGUGCUGUCAACAAGAUGCUGGGAAACUGGAGGAGCAUGAUCUCCAGCGUCCCGUCCAGACAGAUACGCAGGCUCCACAGGCAGAAAGCCCUCUACUCCCCAGAGCAGUUCCUACCUCGACUGGACGGCGUGCCGGUGGAGUAUGACAACCUGACCCUGGAUCUCUUCAUGCUGGGCUACUUCCACAUCCUGGAGUUGGAGCUUCCCGUGGACGAACGCAAGAUAAGACACCUGCUGUGUUUCGAGGUGUUCGACCACGUGGGGAGCUUCCCCUGGGAGCUGGUCAGGGACUUCCACAAGGCUGUCAUACAGGACAUCGAGGCCGGGAACCGCGAGUGGAAGGACGGCUUCGAGGACAUUAAAGUGAAGUUCUUUGGCAACACUGUGAGUCAGACUGAGAGCGCUGUCGAGGUGGUGAAACACACCCUCCCAGAGGUGAGACAGGUCCCUAAGGUCAUUGUGCAGACGCCUACGCCUGAUGAGGGGAUGCUCCACGGUGGAACUGACAUUUCCAGUUUCAGUAAUGAAGAAAUUUGCAAAUACAUCGACCGCAGUUUUGCUUUUUGGAAAGAGAAAGAGGCAGAGAUUUUUGAUUUUGAGUAGUUGCUUGAGUCAUCUUU
Molecule: messenger RNA, 3183 nt
Organism: Anarrhichthys ocellatus (wolf-eel)
Lineage: Eukaryota; Metazoa; Chordata; Actinopteri; Perciformes; Anarhichadidae
Gene: espnla
Product: espin like a
Exons: 11
Coding region: 23-3166 (1047 amino acids)
Biological process (GO): actin filament bundle assembly
Cellular component (GO): cytoplasm
Molecular function (GO): actin filament binding
Source: RefSeq, a predicted model, not a curated record